AUGUUGGAGAUCGUGAUGAAUUGGAGUUGCCACCAUUGGGGGAAUUUGGGCCUACUGGAGCGCUGUUUAGUGAUGGUAUUCCACAAAUUGAAGCAGGUCGUUGAGAGGAUAUCACAGAGAUUUCCGUGGAAUCGUUUAGUGUUCCUGGCGUCGAGGUGGUCGAUAUAUAGGACUCCGCACUACCAGCAAUUUCAGAAGACGCAGUAUCGGAUUUAUUAUGUUGAUGAGAAUCCUUGCGUUGAGUCCCUUUCAGAUGUUGAUGUUGGUGUGCUGACGACGUGGAGUCCUGAGACUUUGACGACCCAAUCAUUUUCCCAAUGCCGAUUUGAUGACAUCUGUCACCGAGAGACGUCCAUUGACACUGACUUGAUUAACUCCAGCGUAGACUAA
Rodentolepis nana is the source of this 390-nucleotide messenger RNA. Lineage: Eukaryota; Metazoa; Platyhelminthes; Cestoda; Cyclophyllidea; Hymenolepididae. The record is from the annotation of a GenBank genome assembly.